AUCGCGAGAAGAGCUGACGAAAACACACUUUACCGCCUUUCAUUUAAGACUUUUUCUUUUAUUUUGGUUGGGUAGUAAGCGUAACGUCAAGUGUUUUUAUUGGCCACCUACAUUGUAUAUUAUUUGUGUUUUAGAGUCUGUAGUUUUAGAAGAGUAGGUAUGUCUGACAUGUGUGCUCUGUUUACCUGCGAGGAUCCUGCCACAUGGAGAAAGGUCCAUGAGAAAUACUGGGAUGUAGUGCAGUCCAGGAUGACAAGACAAGGCAAGACGAGCAAGACAGGCCCAAAGCUGCUGACCCUGGACAAAUGGUACCAAGAAGAGCUGCCUGCCUGUAUUUCAAAUCGGUCUGAAAGACAUGUCACUCACGUAGAGCUGGCGAAACUAAUGGAAUGGAAACUUACUAGGGGCAAGUUCAGGCCUCGGCUGCAGCAUCUGGUGGAAUCCAACAGUGCAGACACAGUGGAGAAAUGUUCGAGAAAGGCCUUCAGCCUCCUGCCAGAUGUUCAUGCAGCCAUCACUGAGCUCAGUGCUCUGAAAGGUGUCGGCCCUGCCACUGCAUCAGCCGUGUUGGCAGCUGGAGCCCCAGAGCAGGCAGCCUUCAUGUCAGAUGAGGCCAUGGAGAGUAUCCCAGGAAUAACGCCUAUCCAGUACACUGCCAAACACUAUAUCCUCUACUUGACAAAGAUGCUUGAGCAAACUGAAAAACUGAACAGAUUGGACCACCUGCGGGACUGGACUCCUCAGAAACUGGAGCAGUGUCUGUGGGCCUAUAGCAUCACCACAAAGCAGCAGCUCCCUCUUCUACAGAACAUCUCUGUAAGCAACAAAAGAAACUCUGAAUGUGAGGAGAAACCACAAAAGAAGCUGAAAGUAAAAUAAAAUCAUAUGCAUUACAA
Periophthalmus magnuspinnatus is the source of this 896-nucleotide messenger RNA. RefSeq lists its product as uncharacterized. NCBI's taxonomy places the organism in Eukaryota, Metazoa, Chordata, Actinopteri, Gobiiformes, Gobiidae. The coding region runs from base 160 to 879 and encodes 239 amino acids. The record is from RefSeq and is a predicted model, not a curated record. Gene Ontology annotation, biological process: DNA repair. Gene Ontology annotation, molecular function: catalytic activity. The transcript is spliced from 5 exons.